Helobdella robusta is the source of this 639-nucleotide messenger RNA. RefSeq lists its product as hypothetical. The transcript is spliced from 5 exons. Lineage: Eukaryota; Metazoa; Annelida; Clitellata; Rhynchobdellida; Glossiphoniidae. The record is from RefSeq and is a predicted model, not a curated record. Gene Ontology annotation, biological process: protein palmitoylation. The annotation marks the transcript as partial. Gene Ontology annotation, molecular function: palmitoyltransferase activity.
AUGUCAGGAUGCAGCAGACCCUCCACUAAAAUCAUCCCCGUGACUAUGGCCUGGCUGGUUCUCAUCGGCGGAACCACAUUGUUCUUUGUUUUUGUCAUACCUUACCUCGCCACAAAGUAUGGUCCAUUGGUAGUCAUCGUACAUAGUCUGGUGACUAUUUUCGUACUGGCCAACUUUUCAAUGGCCACUUUUAUGGAUCCCGGGGUUUACCCUAGAGCCCACGAAGAUGAGGCCCACGAGGACGACUUCCACGCCCCCCUCUACAAAAAUAUCGAGAUCAACGGCACGACGGUGCGCAUGAAGUGGUGCGGUACUUGCCAGAUAUACAGGCCCCCCAGAUGUUCACACUGCAGUGUCUGUAACUGCUGUAUCGAGUCCUUUGACCACCACUGUCCAUGGGUAAACAACUGCAUCGGUCGUCGUAACUAUCGCUACUUCUUUCAAUUCCUCCUCUCUCUCACCAUCCACAUCUCCAUCGUUUUCUCCUCGACUCUUAUCUACGUGCUCGAUCAUAGGCUGUACGUCACAGCACCUCACUGUAUCGUUAGCAUGUGUUUAAUGGUACUGAUUGGCCUGUUAGUUGUACCUAUUUUCGGCCUAACCAUCUUCCACAUUGUACUGGUCAUAAGGGGCAGAACU